Molecule: messenger RNA, 2065 nt
Organism: Aspergillus glaucus CBS 516.65
Lineage: Eukaryota; Fungi; Ascomycota; Eurotiomycetes; Eurotiales; Aspergillaceae
Product: MFS transporter
Exons: 2
Coding region: 230-2065 (611 amino acids)
Biological process (GO): transmembrane transport
Cellular component (GO): membrane
Molecular function (GO): transmembrane transporter activity
Source: RefSeq, a predicted model, not a curated record
CUGUUUUGAAUCGUCCCGUGACUAGGGGAGAUGCGCAAACCUGCGGUCAACUGAGUUGGUCAGGCUGAUAAUCACCAUUCCACUGAUAACCGAGUGCGUUGGUUAUAAAUAUAGCACCGGGCUAGUUCGAUUGCCCUUAUUCGAGAAAAGCUAUUGUUCUCUGUCCCACUUUCCGGCCCAUCACAGUCUCUUCGAACCGCCGAACCAUUGCACAGGGAGGGAAGGAAUAAUGCCAGGUUCGAAUGCCCAGGUAGUUGAUAAACGGGAUUUCGAUGCGAAUCGUUCCCUACUUCGUGAUGAUACAGAUUCCGGUCCCGAUGGAGAAGAGGACACGAGAUCCCGAUUGUCACAGAGCAGCCGGGAAAGUAACGAUGGUCUGUUGAACGAUGUGGUCGAGGAGAUUGUCGAGCGGGAUAGACAGAAGAUUGCGAAAGAGGUGGUGCGGGUGGCUAGCUUUGCGUGGGGUGUGAUUAGUUGUCUUGGAGCUGGUAGUAUCACGGCGUUUUCUCUCUACGGUCCGUUACUCCUUACGCGUCUUCACUAUACUCAACUACGCGUUAAUGCCGUCUCAAUCGCCGCGGAGGUUUCCAUGUACCUCCCCGUGCCGCUGUUUGGUUAUCUCUGCGAUCGAUACUCGCCAUCACCGUUAUCCCUGUUCGCCGGUAUAGUCUUCUGCGCUGGCUACCUGCUGGCUGCAUUUACAUAUCAGAGUGGUCCUCCGCCAGAUGCAGGCGGGGAUGGCUGGCCUUUCUGGGUGAUGAUAGUGGCAUUUAUUGCCAUUGGGACAGCCACGAGCUGUCUAUAUCUUGCUGCUGUGACGACAUGCGCAAAGAACUUUGGCCGAGGUAAACACAAGGGUAUCAUGCUUGCUGUCCCGAUUGCAGGAUUUGGCCUUAGCGGCAUGUGGCAGAGUCAGGUGGGAACGUACCUUUUGUACGAACCGCGAGAAGAUGGAAGCCGGGGAGACGUCGAUGUCUUCCGGUACUUUUUGUUUUUGGCGCUAUUGCUACUCUGUAUUGGAGUCGUUGGCACGUUUGUUCUACGGAUCGUCGAUGACGAGGAGGAAAAAUAUAUCGACGGAACGGUCGAGGAGUUGGAGCGCAGUGGCAUCCUAGGGCAAGAGGGUGGAUUCUUCCAGUCGAGAGACGAAGUCCAGGCUUCGUAUGGCACGUUUGGCUCUACAGACGGCGCCGAUGAGGAGCGACAGUCGUUGACGACGUCGGACGAAGAACGAGAGGAAAGACGGCGCGAGAAGGCACGCGAGGAAGAGGAACGGAAGAAGAACUGGCUGUUGAAUUAUGAGACGAGGUUGUUCCUCAAGGAUCAAACGAUGUGGUGGCUUGCCUUGGGCUUCUUUUUGGUGACUGGUCCGGGAGAAGCCUACAUCAACAACCUGGGCACCAUCAUCCAAACAUUGACGCCACCAUCAUACCCUCCCAACGCCCCUCCUCCAGCAGGUCUACCAUCCACACACGUCACAACAGUAGCCCUGACCUCAACAAUCGCCCGCCUCCUAACCGGCUCCCUAACCGACUUCUUCGCCCCCAAAGCAACCCACCUCUUCCCAACCAACCCCGAAGACGGCGCCGCUCGACCCUCAACCCUCCCCGCCUCCCCUAAAGAAAACCGCCCCACCCUCUCCCGAAUGACCUUCCUCCUCCCCUCCGCCAUCCUCCUCGCCCUAGGCUACCUCCUCCUCGCCUCCCCACUCCCAAUCGCCCACCCAUCCCUCUCCCACAUAACAACCGCCCUCAUCGGCCUCGGCUACGGCAGCUCCUUCUCGCUCGUGCCUAUUAUCAUCUCCGUCGUCUGGGGUGUCGAGAACUUCGGCACGAACUGGGGCAUCGUGGCUAUGGUUCCUGCAGGCGGGGCGACGGUCUGGGGCGUUGUGUAUUCGGGUGCGUAUCAGGAUGCUAUUGACCGUAGUGGGAGUGAGGAUGGACAGUGUCAUGGGUGGAGGUGUUUUGGGUUCUGGGCUGUGGGGUGUACGGUUAGUGUUAGUGUUGCUGUUGUGGUUUGGGGUGUUGCGUGGAGAGUUUGGAGGAGGAGGGGGGUUUCUGUUUGA